Molecule: messenger RNA, 2112 nt
Organism: Aspergillus ruber CBS 135680
Lineage: Eukaryota; Fungi; Ascomycota; Eurotiomycetes; Eurotiales; Aspergillaceae
Product: putative RecQ family helicase RecQ
Exons: 3
Coding region: 353-1726 (457 amino acids)
Biological process (GO): double-strand break repair via homologous recombination
Cellular component (GO): cytoplasm; chromosome
Molecular function (GO): nucleic acid binding; ATP binding; 3'-5' DNA helicase activity
Source: RefSeq, a predicted model, not a curated record
UUCAUGCUCAUACGCUCUGAGCACGACCAAUGAUGCAAAUAUGGCACCCGGUGCGCUCAAGCGUCGCACGGUGGACUUAGAUUUCUAUCUGCAUCGAGUUUUCCGCAAGACUUCGUUCCGACCUCUUCAGCGAGAAGUGAUUAUGGCUGCAGUUGAGGGACAUGAUAUAUUUUUACAGGCGUCCACAUCAUUCGGGAAGAGUUUGUGCUUUCAAUUGCCUGCUGUGGUCAGUCAUGGCGGUUGGUUGUCCUUUAUCGAUCUCUUGAUGAUGGACAUUGACUGAGAUGUGUAAUUUGAAUUGCUUUGCGUUCGUUGAACAGUGACGGUGGUUGUAUGCCCUUUACUUGCGUUGAUGGCGGACCAAGUCAAUGCCCUCCAAGCUAUCGGAGUAGCAGUGGCGACAAUCAACUCGACAACACCAGUAUUCGAGCGACGAAAGAUCACCGAAGACCUUCUCUCGGGGCAUCCCAGAGCCCGUCUGCUUUAUGUGACUCCAGAACUAUGUCAGACGCAGACGUUCCGGCGGACUCUGCAGACUGUUCAUGCUCAGGGGCAGCUUAUGCGGGUUGCCAUAGAUGAAGCCCACUGUAUCAGUGAAUGGGGCCAUGACUUUCGUCCGGCGUAUAAGGAACUUUCGUGGUUUAAGUAUACCUUGAAGGAUCCGGUUGUCCCGAUAAUGGCUGUUACAGCGACGGCGACGCCGCGAGUCCGUGCUGAUAUUAUCAGCUUGCUUGGGCUGAACGCUGGGCAAAUGAAGAUAUUCAACACGCCGUCUGCACGACCCAAUAUCCACUACGAAGUCAAAUACCUCGAAGACUACGCCGGCGACCCGUUGGCAGCCGAGCCAUUUCAAGUAAACAACCUCAUCUCAUGGCUCCUUUCCAUCGACGCCCGCCGCAGGGAAAGAUUACGCCCAAACACCACAGAUCUCCCUCCAAUUUCCGGAAUCGUUUAUGUUUGUUUCCGCAAAGCCGCGGAAGAAGUCGCCAAUGUCCUCACUCACUCCAGCAACGGUCGCAUCAAUGCAGUAGCAUACCAUGCUGGCCUCACUGCCGAAGAACGAACGAAUAUCCAAGAAAUGUGGACUUCCCCACGACCGUUUCUAUCACCCGAACUACAGGAACCAAAUCAACCACUCCCAAGCUUCUCCAUUAUUGUCGCGACGACAGCCUUUGGCAUGGGGAUUGAUAACCCCUGCGUUCGGUUUGUGGUGCACUGGACUCCACCUAAGAGCUUUGAAAGUUUCGUGCAGGAAUCUGGUCGUGCAGGACGUGAUGGCCGCGCUGCUGCGUCAAUUGUCUACUAUAACACGCAGGAACGAGAGAGGAUGAAUGACCGACUAAAGCGAACGGCACAGGAUGCUCCAAAUCGCGGGAUAAAGAAAGCCGCGUCGCAGGCAAAUCUCCAAGCGCAGCUGGAGAGUUUCUCAAAGGUAGUACGGUAUUGUGAGACGACGCAUCGAUGCAGACACGAGAUGAUCAUGGAGCUUUUUGGAGACUAUGAGCUUGAAAGGCUACGUACGAAUCAGAGUAACUCUGAGAAUGAGGUUGUGGAGUCAGAGGAAAACUCGUCUCCUUGCGACUAUGCUUGCGAUAUUUGCAAGGAAGGACCGAAAGCGGUUGCUAUGCGUAAGUCGAGGAUGGUGGCUGAGAGUACCCCAGAGGAUUUUGUUGAUCCGGGCACGGCGCAUUUUAUGCAACUCAUGUUUCCAAGGGCUUUUCGUUGAAGAGAUUUGAACUGAUUUAGUUAUCUGCUUCUCAUAUAUGGUGUCUGGGAUAUCCUGGGUAGCAGUGUGCGUUUUACGGCGUUGUUUUUUUAUUACGAAUAGCUGCUUCGUGCCUGCUAAAAUCAUAUCCAGCUGCUUUUUUCUUCUCUUCCUUCCCUUCCUUUCCUUUGUCUCCUUUCUGGAUAAAGAAAAUGACGUAUUCACUCGUUUGAUGCUGCCUCAAUGGUUCCAGAUUUGGUAUCUUGUUCCUGUUUCGAGUAUGGAUUCCAAAUUGACCGACAAUCACCAUAUACUAAACUGAUGCUUGAUAAGAGCCGAUAAAAUAUGGUUCCAUUCAGUUGCUAUCGGGAUUCUUCAAGCGACCUUUAAAUACUCUAAGUCGAGCA